Molecule: messenger RNA, 1731 nt
Organism: Sceloporus undulatus (fence lizard)
Lineage: Eukaryota; Metazoa; Chordata; Lepidosauria; Squamata; Phrynosomatidae
Product: solute carrier family 22 member 7-like
Exons: 10
Coding region: 1-1731 (576 amino acids)
Biological process (GO): transmembrane transport
Cellular component (GO): membrane
Molecular function (GO): transmembrane transporter activity
Source: RefSeq, a predicted model, not a curated record
AUGAAAUUUGAGGAGCUACUUGAGGAAGUGGAUGGGUUUGGGAAAUACCAGAUUCUGGUCUUCUUGAUGCUUUGUCUACCCAGGUUGGUCAUUCCCAUGCACUUCUUGCUUCACAAUUUCAUUUCUGCAGUUCCAUCUCACCACUGUGCCAUUCCAGCCUUUGCCGGUAUUUCCAAUUUAAGCCAAGAGGAGGUUUUCCAUGUCAGCGUCCCAAGAGAGCCUGAUGGGACAUGGAGUCCUUGUAAGAUGUUCUCUAGGCCACAGCUUCACCUUUUGGCCAAUUCUUCCUUGAAGCUGGAUAAUACUACAUCUGUCCAGAACUGCCAGCAGGGACGGAUUUACAAUUCUGAGCAGUAUGUCUCCACCACGGCCACUGAGUGGGACCUGGUAUGUGAGAAGAAAGGCCUGAACCAAGCCAUUGCUACUUUCUUCUUUGUUGGGGUCACACUUGGGUCUGUCCUUUUUGGCUACAUGUCUGACAGAUUUGGACGGCGGAGGAUGCUUCUGGUCUCUUUUUUCAUCACACUGUUUUUUGGGGCCAUGUCUGCAUUUUCAGUGUCCUACUGGAUGUUUGUCGUUAUGAGGACACUGUCUGGAGUUGGGCUCACUGGCAUAUCCAUCAUCUCCUUGAUAUUAGCUGUGGAAUGGACUGAUAUAAAGCAUCGCACUUUCUGUGGCACCAUUAGUGGUAUUUCCUGGUCUUUUGGGUACAUGCUCCUGGCGCUGGUAGCUUAUCUGAUUCGGACCUGGCGAUGGCUCUUGCUUGCUGUCACAAGUCCCUGCCUCCUCAGCAUUGUCAUUUGGUGGUGGCUCCCAGAAUCUGCCCGGUGGCUUCUGACUAAGAAGGAAGUAGAUGCUGCACACAGUUACCUUUCCAAAUGUGCCAAGGUCAAUGGCAAACAAGACUUCCCUUCCAAAAUAACUCCAGAAGUCUUGAGAAAGGCUGUGACUGUAGAAGAAUCAAGGACCUAUUUCUACUGGCACUUGGUCAAGACUCCCAAGCUGAGAAAGAUCACACUGUGUUUCACCAUUGUAUGGUUUGGUGUCUCCUUCACCUAUUACGGCAUCAGUUUAAACAUUGGAGGUUUUAGCUUGGAUCCAUAUCUGACGCAGUUAAUGUUUGGGGCCAUUGAGAUCCCUGCCAAACUGGGUGUGUAUUUUGUCUUGGAUCACAUCGGCCGCAGACAUUGCCAGGCAUGGUCUCUGAUUGCAACCGGAGCCCUGAUCGCACUGAACACAGUCAUCCCAGCAGAACAUGGACAUGUCAGGUCAGCUGUGGCCAUCUUGGGGAAAGGUUUCUCAGAAGCCUCUUUCACCACUGUCUUCCUAUAUACUGCUGAGCUUUACCCCACUGUACUCAGGCAAAGUGGUCUUGGCUGUUGUUCAUUUGUGGCACGGAUUGCCAGCUCUCUUGCUCCUCUGAUUAUGUUGCUGGAUGACACAUGGAAAUACCUUCCACCCAUGAUAUUCAGUAUAGUGGCUGGCUUGUCUGGGACUGUGGCUUUUCUGUUAACAGAGACCACCAACAUCCAGUUGCCAGAGACUAUUCAAGAUGUGGAAGGUGACAGAAACAAGAAUCUUUUGGGAAUUCAAGCCCAUGAGCAAAGUGUCAUAGCUGAUGGUGAAGGCAUCGCUCUAGGGCUGCUGAGACCAUUGAGCCCCGAUGCUCCUUUCCCCAAGCAAGAAGAAGCCAACCAUCAUGACUGCAAUAAGGAAGCAGCAUCCUCAUAG